Messenger RNA from Paramecium tetraurelia, 1443 nucleotides. RefSeq lists its product as uncharacterized. Gene Ontology annotation, molecular function: protein kinase activity; ATP binding. The transcript is spliced from 5 exons. Lineage: Eukaryota; Ciliophora; Oligohymenophorea; Peniculida; Parameciidae. Gene Ontology annotation, cellular component: spindle midzone; spindle microtubule; chromosome passenger complex. The record is from RefSeq and is a predicted model, not a curated record. Gene Ontology annotation, biological process: protein phosphorylation; mitotic spindle organization; regulation of cytokinesis.
AUGCUUUGCUCUUAUAAAUAUUGUGGUUUAUCAAAUAAAGCCUAAUCUGAUGGGGUUAUUGCUUGUCCACUAUGUUAUUAAACACGAUAUUGUUCAUCAAGAUGUAAGGAUCUCGAUUGGACUAUCGCACAUAAACUAAAUUGUAAAGGAAAAUAACAAGGGAGAUAGACAGAUGUAAAUGAUACUCAAUCCACUCUCAAAUCCAUUGGCAAAAAUAUUGAUGAUUUCGAAUUUAUAGUUAAAGAUGGUAAGUCUGAAUUAGGAAAAGGUAGUUAUGGUUAAGUCAAGCUAGUUAAAGAUCGCUAAAAUGGGUAGUUGUAUGCAAUGAAAAUAUUAAACAAAAAGAGAAUAUUUGAGUAUUGGUCGACAGAAAACCUAAAGAGAGAGAUUAAAAUUUAAAGGAGAUUAUCUCAUCCCCAUAUUGUUAAACUAUACCAUUAUUUUGAAGAUAAAGAGAAUGUCUAUUUGAUUCUGGAAUUGGCAGAAAAUGGAAGUUUAUUUGUCUAUAUUAGAAGGAGAAAAAGGUUACCAGAAAAGGAAGCCUUUGUUUAUUUCUUUUAGACCUGUCUAGGAAUUGAAUACUUACACAAGAAAAAUGUUUUGCAUAGAGAUCUAAAACCAGAAAAUCUUUUGUUGGAUAAAUAAGGAAAUAUCAAAGUUUGUGAUUUCGGAUGGUCUGCUGAAGCUAAUCAAUAAUCAAAAAGAACAACAUUCUGUGGCACUCUAGAUUAUAUGGCUCCAGAAAUGCUACUAAAUAAACCUUAUGAUUUUAAACUAGAUAUUUGGUGUUUAGGCAUCUUAUUAUAUGAACUAAUUCAUGGAUAUGCUCCCUUUAAAGGAAAAACCAAUCAAGAAAAAGGUUAGAAUAUCAUUAAUUUGUAAACAAUUGAAUUUAAUGAAACUUGUUCCUUCGAAGUUAAAGAUCUAAUUAGCAAUAUCCUUAAAACUAAUCCAGAAGAUAGAUUAUCUUUGCUUCAGAUAUUUGAACAUCCCUUUAUGAAGAGAAACUACGCGAGUUAUGGAAUUGAUUUAAAUCAAUAUCUUAAUAAAGAAGAGAAAAUUGAAAACCGAUCUUUGUCUCCAUAAUAGGAAUAAUUAAAAGCCAGAAAUUUCACCUUGCCAUAACAUAAUUCUUCACAUGAAUUAAAUCAUCCUUAAUUCUAACAUACAUUUUCAAUUUAAUCAAAAGCUUCAGUUGUACCAAAUUACAAAAGUGUAAAUUAACCAACAACUGGAACAAAUACAUCAAUAUCAACUUAUUCUUAAGAUGAUGAUUUAAAAGCCAGAGUCAGUCGGGUUUCGUAAAGGCAAUAGAUGGCUUAAUAAUAAAGAGAAAUAGGAUCAUUGAGACAAACCAAUAGUGAUCUUGGGUUUAUGGAUAGAGUGUUUUAAGCUUUAGGAUGUUUGAAUAGAGACAAGUAGUAAUAAAAUUAAUAAUUUUGA